UUACGGGGAAGAAGAAUAUCAGUUCAACGAAUUUACUUGUUAUCUGUCGGAAUUAUGCGUCACAAAGUGAACCACUGUCACACAGUAAAGAUGGCGGAUAGGUUUCUGAUUACAUUAAUUCUGUUUGUGGGAAUAACAGGUGUAGUUGCGGGGUCAUAUUGUAGUUCAUCGUCUGACUCUUCGUAUGGAUGGUUAAGCCAUAAAUAUUGUGAAAAUGGUUGUUGUGGAGAUUCUGACAAUCGAUAUUGUUGUACCGAGUACACAGUGAAUGUUGGAAUGAUCGUUGGUAUUGUGUUAGGGUCAGGAUUUCUUAUAGCAACUAUUGUAACAGUCAUUGUUGUCGUAAUGUGUUGUUGCCGGAAACCUAGAGCGCAACCCGGACAAGUAGUCCAGCCCAUGGUAGCUACAGUUCAAGCGUAUAAUGUACCUGGGCGAAUGGGUACGGGCUCGCCUGUAACAAUAAUGACCACAAACGCAAGGCCUGGGCCUGGUCAGCAGCAGUGGCAACAGCGAAAUCAACCACCGGCACGCUCUGAAAAUGCCUCAAAAUUCUGAAAAUUUUAUGCCAUCGAAUUACGGCACUGAUUGUGCUUAUGAGAUAAUCGGUGAUAUAUAACUAAUAGAAACUUCAUUUUUUUCUGCCCCGUUAUUAUAAAUUAUGCUUAUUAUGUGCUAAAGCGUAUAUGAAUAUAGGCUCAGCACGUUCAUCAUACGCGUUUUUCUUUAUGAAUUAAUACCAAGACACGUUCAGGUAUAAAUGUUACAAAUAAAAUACAGAGACAUCUGCCUUUACGUCUUUGACAGCCCGCCAUCUUGGAGAUGUUUUCACAUUUACGACCUUACAGCUUACAACACAGUGAUUAUGUUAUAUACAUGAUAUAUGCAUUGUGUCACCGCAAAAUGUCCGCCACCGAAAAAAAAUGAUAAAGUUCUAAGUGAUUUAGAAUGACUAUUUAUCUGUUAAGUAAUCAUAUUUUGUUCUAGAAUACUUUAGAACAUUACCUGCUAUAUAAAAUAUAUGUAAUAUCGGACCAUGUAGGUCACACUUGCCGACAACUUCCGAGUUUUAUUUGUUCGUGGUUUGUUUUUAUGUCCAUUAUAGAUCAAUUCACUUAAAUUAAAGAGACUCUAAAGGUU
Molecule: messenger RNA, 1137 nt
Organism: Ruditapes philippinarum (Manila clam)
Lineage: Eukaryota; Metazoa; Mollusca; Bivalvia; Venerida; Veneridae
Exons: 4
Coding region: 55-555 (166 amino acids)
Source: RefSeq, a predicted model, not a curated record